Molecule: messenger RNA, 841 nt
Organism: Pseudocercospora fijiensis CIRAD86
Lineage: Eukaryota; Fungi; Ascomycota; Dothideomycetes; Mycosphaerellales; Mycosphaerellaceae
Exons: 4
Coding region: 9-620 (203 amino acids)
Biological process (GO): proton transmembrane transport
Cellular component (GO): proton-transporting V-type ATPase, V0 domain
Molecular function (GO): proton-transporting ATPase activity, rotational mechanism
Source: RefSeq, a predicted model, not a curated record
CUCAUAUCAUGGGCGGCCUAACGUAUGGCGCUUCAGGCGCAGGUACUGCGCUUGUGGUCAUUGGACUUUAUAUGCUCUUCCAGGGCGAAGGCGAAGCUUUCAACGUAGGAGCCUUUCUCGAAUCGAUAUCGCCAUACGCGUGGGCAUCGACCGGUAUUGGACUCUGCAUAGGAUUGUCGGUCAUUGGAGCAGCAUGGGGCAUCUUCAUCACGGGCACAUCGAUUCUUGGAGGUGGUGUGAAAGCGCCGCGCAUUCGGACAAAGAACUUGAUCUCCAUCAUUUUCUGCGAAGUCGUGGCUAUUUACGGUGUCAUCAUGAGCAUUGUGUUCUCUGCAAAGCUUGAAGCCGUCACUGGACCAGCGAUAUACUCGGCCAGCAACUACUUCACUGGAUAUGCACUCUUCUGGUCAGGGCUGCUCGUAGGCGCAUGUAACCUGGUCUGUGGUGUCAGUGUAGGCAUCAAUGGAUCAAGUGCUGCACUGGCAGAUGCUGCGGAUCCAAGCUUAUUCGUUAAAGUUCUGGUUAUUGAGAUCUUCUCCUCAGUCCUUGGACUAUUUGGUCUCAUCAUUGGACUUCUUCUUUCCGGAAGCGCAAACCCAUUCGAAGCACCCGGCCAAUAGUCCAGUUUCGACCGAAACGGACUUAUAAUGUUUGAGAUUGCGAGUGUGCUUUCAAAUCGAGCCACUGAAGAGCCUCCUAACAAUGCUCCCAUGCCUCGACUAGCAUUUACCGGCGUUUCAGGGAAGUGCGUAUCGCCGAGAUUAGAGCGCUGAAAAAGGUGCGAGGAAAGGCCGUGUAUGUACAGUGUACCAGAUAUGAGCAAUAACAUGUCAUUAAUGCG